GCCCAAGGAGCAAAUUACAGUUAAGUGCCUUGCUCAAGGGCACGUCGACAGAUGUCACGUGGUUUAUUCAAACCAGGGACUUUUCGGCGAAUAGCCCAAAGCUUUAACUGCUAUGCUACCUGCCGCCCACUGACCUGAAAAACAGGUGAUAAGAGCAAUUUAGAAUUCGCUCCACCAGGUGCUUUGUGUAGGGCAGGCUACCGCCUCACUGAGGGAUUUCAGACAAAACAGACCUUGAACGCGGGUAUUUACACUCUAUGACUCCCAGGUAAACAGUCUGUUUCAAUAUCUUGAGAGUUCUCCGUUUGAUUUUGUUUCCAACUAAUACAUUACCCCACUGCUGCAAAGGAGAGCGAUAUGCGUGGGCGAUAUAAAAGUAAGGAGAACGCGGGCAGUGAAUGCAUCCAUGCUUUUGAGGGGAAACGGGACAUUGGAAACGGGCUGUUUAGGAGUUACGACUCACCUAUGCCAGGAGAACCUGCCAGCUACUCGGAGGGGCCAAAUUCCCCAAAUGGAGGUAUCCUGACCAGUUUGGACGACGGGAAUGGGCCUUCGACAAUGAACUCUUCUUGGACAGGUCCAAAACGCUCCAACUAUGACGGUGAGAAAAGGUACCUGGGAGUCAGGGUCAAAAUGCCUGUGAGAGACAUGCUUAAUAAGAUUCGCAUAGCGAAGGGAAUGGACCCCAAAAAUAUCCAGGGUAACUGCGGCAAGGCAUUGAAAGGAGAGAAGAAACGGGUAAAUACCAAUAGAGAUCGCAGAAGUAGCAAGAGAAAACAACCUACAAAGAGCCUGGAGGAACUCGCCAUAAUAGUGGAGGUGUUGGAGGAGGAUCUCAAAGCCAGCAAACCAUACAGCCAGUCUAACACGUCUGAGUCACCUGAUUACAGCCCAGAGCCCAACGUGCAACCAUGGAAUAGUCCAGAGCAACUCCAGCAUAGUCACUCAAUGAAGUUCAGUCAGGAAAACAAGAUGCCACAACAAGUUACAAACUACUGUAUGUCAGAGCUAAAGCUAUCCCGCUCAGCACACAAUCACAACACUAGUGUUCCUCCGUUGAACUCCCAAGGGCGGUGUAUCAACGACGAAUCCGACAAUAUGAUGCCCAGUCCAGAUUCAUAUAUGACUUACUCCCCCAGCAGCACCAGUGAAUGUCAAGUGCCAUCUCCCCAAUAUUCGGGCUUUGCUAGCCCCCUGUCCCCCAGCUAUGAGUUAGGUCAGGAUGGAGGUAGUGACUACCAGGAUAGCUUUAGCCCCCAGUGCCAGGAUAGCUUUAGCCCCCAGUGCCAGGAUAGCUUUAGCCCCCAGUGCCAGGAUAGCUUUAGCCCCCAGUGCCAGGAUAGCUUUAGCCCCCAGUGCCAGGAUAGCUUUAGCCCCCAGUGCCAGGAUAGCUUUAGCUCACAUUGGCUCAGCUACAUGGGCCAGAAUUGGAACAGCACAGCAUACUUCUGGAACCAGCUCCAGAGGGAGGAGAGCUUACUGGCGGUGGUCUCUGACACAGAGGUUCUGGCCACAGACAGGAACGGAAGGACAGCUCUCCACAGAGUUGUGGGUCAAGGCAAGAGGGCCCUGGGAUAUGUGAUUGCCAAAAGGAUGGCAGCUCUGAAUAGGCUGGAUGUCAAAGACUCAGAGGGAAAGACUGCACUUCACCUGGCUGCCCAAAAGAACCAACACCUGAUGGUGGCUGAUCUGAUUCACCUUGGUGCCUGUGUGAACGAGAAGGACAGGAGUGGAAAGACAUGCCUGCACCUCAGUGUCGAGAAUGGAUACAUUCGAGUUCUGGAGGUUCUGAAAAAUAUGAUGAAAGAAGGGAUUUAUGUAGAUGUCGAAGCUACAGAUAAUUAUGGACUCAGUGUGUUUCAGUGUGCAGCAGUGGCUCUGAACGUCACCGUGCGAGAGCUGGAGAAAAGUGUGGCACCUAGUCAGAUGAGACUCCACACACUACGCAAGGAGCAGAUGAUGGAGACACUGGGGUGUCUACUGCAAAUGGGAAGCUACCAUCACACUCUGGGGAACUACGUGACUUAGAUGGUGUCCAUCCACACAGCUGUUCCUUAUGAAAUUAUGUGUGCAUCUGCCAAGCAAGGCAUGCCAGAGAACUGACAGUUAAUGUUUCUGAGUUGUUACAAGCUUGAACUUGUCUUGGAGUAAGGCCAAUGUGGUUUAGAAAGCCUUUAAUUACCUAUCUCUUUGUUACGUGGCUUUAAAGUGAGAGGCUUUCUUCAAGGCAAGGUACAAGUCUUAUGUAAAGCAUCCAAGGUUUUAUGUAAGCUGAAACACAAUUGUAAAUUGAGUGUUUUUGUGGCUUGCGUUAAGACUUUGGUUGCACAUUAGCUGGUUUCUGUGAAACUUCCACUGUUUGUUACAUUAAAGUAGCAACAUGUUAAUGCAAGUUAAGCUCAAUUUUAUUUGGUGAAUGUGUUAUUGGUGUUGUAUGUAAUACAACAAGGGAGUCAAAUUCUUUCAUACUCACAUCUUGGAGGGAAAGUGAUAAUGUUCAAAGCAACUAGUAGCAGCUAGUCGCCAACAUGUUGUUACACGGUUGAAAAGUAGAUUAUACGUGUGUAUGGGUGUGUGUGUGUAUAUUUCUAUUCUGUAAUGAACACCAAGGUUAUCAACAAUAUUCUUAUGUGUAUAGGCCUAUAUGUUGAAUGUACGUUAAAGGUGAAAUCCAUAAGUUGGUCUCAGCCGAUGGAGAGGGUCAUUGCAAGUGCAAAACAAAAGAAGUAGGGGAACAGGCACCUUCAUUGGCUUAAAUCAAACCACAUUGUACUUUGUGACAUUUCCACAGGAGACAAAGAAUUUGUCAUUUUACUGCUUUGUUAUACAUUUUAGUCUGGUGUCGCGUUAUAUUACCAAGAUGGUCAUCUCGUUCCAGACACAUUCAAGGCUUGUGGUAAUGUGUGUGGUUACAGGUUUUUGAAAUUGUAGUGAAGUGUCAUUUAAAAAAAUAGAUAUAUAUCUUAAAGACAUUCACAAAAUAUAAUUUACUAUGAAGCAAAAAGGUUGCUCUUUAUUUCACACAGUAAGUCGGCAUUGCUCUUUUUGUAUUGAUGACAGUACGUUCAGAGUGCGGUCAGGUGAACUGGUCCACUAGUACAACCAUGAAUCUCUGAUCUUUGUUGUUUUUAUAGUGGCGCUUGGGUGUUAACCCUGAAUUCUUUGACUAAAUCCUUUGGCAUUUUAUAAUCCCAUUAAUAUGCUGGCUGUAUAUCCCAUACUUCCGAUACGAUAGCUUUUUAUUAGUCCCUGAAAGGACCUAAUUUCUUCACUUAAAAAUAUUUGGUGGUUUGCAUGGUGUUGUUUUUGUAAGUAAUGGUUGUGAUGUAGCUGGCUUCAUUUCAGCUCCAACUAUUUAAAGCAGUUUUUAUGUGCACUUUUUUCUUAUAGUUGUAAUGGUAUAGUUGUUAGUCAUUUUUAUUACACAUAUAGUAGUAUGUAGUUGUAGUGGUGUAGUAAUUGUAUUUGACAUGCAUUUUUGUUAAAGUUUUAUGGUAGGACUAGUAGUAAUUGUAGUGUUGUGUGGCUGCAGUAGCAAUGUAGCUGUGGCUGCAACAGCAAUCAUAGGAGUUGUGGUAGAAGUAGUGAAAGAUGUGGCGCAAAGAGAGUAGGAGCAGUACUGGCUGAUACUUUUAGUAGGAGUUGUAUGGCCUUGGUUCACAGCAUUCAUAUGAAGUUCAUGAAAACCCUUUAUUUUCUUCUAUUAUGGUUUUGUUAUUGUUUCGUACAUGUAGCGCUUUAACAGGGGCUGAAUUGGGACUAUGCAGGUGGUGGAAAUGUCCCUGAUUUCUAUGGAAUAUAUUCAAUUUCGACUCUAUCCUGUCUACUAACAUUUGGUGAUAGAGCUCAACAAUCCCCAAUUCAACCCCUGGCAUGAAUAUACAGAUGUAGGAUCUUAAUUUGACCCAGUUUGCUACAGCAGGAAAAUAGUCCUGCAUCAACAGGAAAUGGGAAUUAUGAUGUGGAUUAUAAUUAAUGGAAAUAUAUGAAGGGAUACAUUAUUUUUAAGGAAAAAUGUCAAAGUAUAAAGGACAAACUUCAGAAUCCUUUUUAAACCUAAGUACACAACACAAUUUACUUUUCCUGCAUUGCAGGAAAGUUCUGCACAGAACAAAUGAAGAUCCUACACCUGUAAAGUAACUAUUUUAUCCCACUAUAAAGGGAAUAUUAUCUGUAAUCUGGUGUUUGGUAUGUAAUGUUUUAUAUAUAUUUGUAUACAUUGAUCAAUAUAAUGGAAACAUGUUUUUUUUGAAUGAGAUAUAUGCACAACUCAGAUCUUUGGAAUUGAUUAGAGAUGUUCAAACUGAAAUAAUCAAGAUUAACACACAGAUCUCAGGUUAGGAUUCAGCUAACCUCGUCCCCAGGCUCCGGGUCAACAGAGAGAGCGGGCUGGGGAUGAGAAUAGGAUUCAGUAACAAUAGUCAGGCUAAUAUAGCCAUCCAUGUUCAUUAUUUCUGUAUUUGUGUGCAAUUCUAAUUUAGACUGGUUGUCUUGAGGCUUUGUUGAUCAACGAAUAAGCUGGAAACUAAUAGGAAUGCAAGCAGCUAUACAUUUGUUUUUAUCUUGCUGGAGGAGGGUUGUUGAACAAAUGAUAGGCUGUCACUCACAUAUUUGGGUUUAGUGAUGCCUGAGUGUAUAAGAUGUUUCUGGUGGUGCACUGUUCCUGAAUGGCUACAUAGCUGUUGCACAGCCCCUAUAUUAAGUUGAUUCAUGUAUACCACUUUCCCAUGACCUUUAUUAAAGAUUAAAAGCAAUUUUACCUGA
Molecule: messenger RNA, 4764 nt
Organism: Oncorhynchus tshawytscha (Chinook salmon)
Lineage: Eukaryota; Metazoa; Chordata; Actinopteri; Salmoniformes; Salmonidae
Exons: 10
Coding region: 358-2028 (556 amino acids)
Biological process (GO): regulation of gene expression
Cellular component (GO): nucleus
Molecular function (GO): DNA binding; POU domain binding
Source: RefSeq, a predicted model, not a curated record